This is a messenger RNA of Toxorhynchites rutilus septentrionalis, 9933 nucleotides long. RefSeq names its product protein Fe65 homolog. NCBI's taxonomy places the organism in Eukaryota, Metazoa, Arthropoda, Insecta, Diptera, Culicidae. The coding region runs from base 678 to 2732 and encodes 684 amino acids. Gene Ontology annotation, cellular component: cytoplasm; nucleus. Gene Ontology annotation, biological process: regulation of DNA-templated transcription. The record is from RefSeq and is a predicted model, not a curated record. The transcript has 12 exons. Gene Ontology annotation, molecular function: transcription factor binding; amyloid-beta binding.
GAAAUUUCGACCGACGAGUGCACUUCGCCAUUGCGUGGUCAUUAGAGAGUGCAUUCCGUGACACCCAAGAGCAAGGACGAAAAAACCCAACGGUGGAAUUUCGCAUUGAAUGAUUUACCGUUGACAGGAAGUAAUUUUCAAAGUUUUGGAAGCUUGUUUAUUUUCUCGGUGCUCGCUUGUUGCAAAGGGUGCAAUUAUUUGUGUGAGGCGUCAGUCGGUGUCGCCAAAUUGUCUGGAGACGGAUGAGUCAUCACACGAGGGUUUGAGCAGAGCCCGACUGGGUUUCAUCGUGCAUAACAACAUAACCUACACAAACGCUUUCGGAGCAUCUGAACUGGUUGUUGUUUUCAUUUCCCGGCGAGUAUGCUGCAGUUGAGUUUUGAUCUCGCGGUUGUUCGGGUUGAGUUCAAGGAAAGAGCUGAAUAAAGAAUGUCAGUCAAUGGGAAGGUGAUGAGUAAUAUUGAUUAGCUCACGGACGCGCUCACAUUGUGUUUCGUGUCGUUUACCGUCGUGCAGUUAGUUCUACCGUUUAGUAGUGGUGUGCGGCAUUGCAGUGGUAAUUUCUCGGAUAGUUGCAUUAACGUCUCAAUUUUGUUCGGAGAAGCGUUGAACAGCGCACCGUUUCCAAAGUGGCGCACUUCGGGCACUCCUUCGAAUACCGUGCCGCAUUAUUGUCUAUGUGUUUACUGAUAAACACAAUCAAUAGUGUGCUCCUGGAUGUGCUGAUCAAGCUUAACCUGCUCACGACAGGGAUUAUUCUUUCGUUCAAACUCGGAUCGGAAACGCUGACGACGAUGGGACUCAAGGGGGCUAACAUUUUCAUAGAGAACGGUUUGCUAAGCUACGAGAACCCAAACUACCACAUGGACCCACUGCGAAUGGAGCGGAACUCGCACCUGUACGAGGAGAUUAUCUCCGAGCUGCAGCAGCAGGGUACCCUGCGGGCAGCCGGCGCGGUCAACCUGGUGCGCGAUCCGAACCAGAUACUCGGCAGCAACCGAAAAGGAUAUUUGGAUCUCGGUUCGAUGGGUGUAGACGGCAAGGAAGUUGACGGCUCUUCGAAGGAUAAACAAUUGAUGCUAGACGGUUCACCGAAUGAGUCGGAAACUCGAAAGGAUCAAGUUUCGGAGAAAGGCGGCAAGACCAAGGAAGAGAUUAAACACAUUGCAGGUACACUGAACGCGGACGAUUUGUACGCGCUGCCAAAUAAGAAGAAGCAGGAAGUGAAUGAGGUUCCUCCGGAAGACGAUGACGAUGAGGAAGAAAAGGGUAAGCAGGAAGAUAUCGAAGGUAUUGAGGACAAGGACAAAACAAACGAUCUGCCACCCGGCUGGGAAAAGCAUGAAGAUAAUGGUGGCCCCUACUACUGGCACAUCAAAACGGGAACAAUCCAACGAGAACCACCGGCAUGGCCAAAAGAACCACCGAAAGAGCCAGCGAAAACGACUGCCGUACCAACUCCACGGUGCAUACAAAACUCGAUGUUUUCGCAAACCCUAGCCAGUCUGUACGGUACACCAAAGCCUGAGUCAAGUUCGGGCGGCUCCAGCAGCGGUAGAUUGCAUGAAAGUAUUACGUCCGUCACCCGUAGCAGCACUAGCUCUGCGCUAGAUCAGGAAGAUGAGCGUCGACGAAGAGAGUAUAUCGUGUUGAAACGAAGAAGUUUUCCACUGAAAUCGGACACAGAUCGACCAAUACGAUUCGCCGUUCGCUCGUUGGGCUGGGUUGAGAUUGCUGAAGAGGACCUAACACCAGAGCGAUCCUCGAAAGCCGUGAACAAGUGUAUUGUAGAUCUCUCGUUGGGCAGAAAUGAAUUGCUGGACGUUGUUGGAAGAUGGGGUGACGGCAAAGAUCUGUUUAUGGACUUAGACGAAGGUGCUUUAAAAUUAAUUGAUCCGGAAACGCUGACAAUACUGAACUCACAGCCAAUUCACACGAUUCGCGUGUGGGGCGUUGGCAGGGAUAACGGAAGGGAUUUCGCUUACGUGGCCCGAGAUCGACUCACCCGGAUCCAUAUGUGUCACGUUUUCCGCUGUGAUACCGCCGCAAGGACGAUCGCCAAUACUUUGAGAGACAUAUGUAAAAGGAUAAUGAUUGAACGAUCCCUCCAGCUCGAUACCAGUAUUUCCGGCUCGAGCAGUUCCCGCUGUCCAAUACGUCCCACUGAUCUGCCGACCGAGAAUCGUCGAUGGAUACGGCACCCAGCUUCGUUCCCAACGCCAAUGGAGGAACCAAAGAAGGUGCUAAAGGCACAAUACAUAGGUUCGCUCGAGGUGAGCCAACCGACGGGAAUGGAAAUGCUGAACGAUGCCAUCGACAAAAUGUUGAGCUGCACUCCGAUCGAGAACUGGGACAACGUUAACGUAUCGGUGGCGCCCAGUAUGAUCAGCAUUAACACUUCGGAUCCCGAGGCACGACUUCUGUGCGAGUGCCGGGUGCGAUAUCUGAGCUUUUUGGGAAUUGGCAAGAACGUGAAAAACUGUGCGUUCGUCAUGCAUACGGCACAGGAUAAGUUCGUGGCUCACGUAUUUCAUUGCGAGCCGACCAGUGGAGCAUUGUGCAAGACGGUUGAGGCCGCAUGCAAGUUGCGAUACCAGAAAUGUCUUGAUGCCCAUCCGGAGGGGAGUGGUCGCUAUUCGGCGGACUCGCACACGCCGGGAAAGGGCAUCGGCGCCACUUUAAAAAACUUGAUGAGCUCGUUCUCGCUAAAAAAGGAUAAGGCCAGCUCCUGAGAACGAGCAAAAUCACUGCAGUAAACCAAGACCCCCCGAUUGUAAUUUAGGAAAUCUGGCCACUAGCCGCGGAGCGGGAGGUCAUCCCUCAUCGGCACCUGCAGUCGCCGCUCAUAAAUAAGAAGAUCUUCGAAUACUCCAACAGUCCGUAGCACAUAGCGCUGCCAGCUGUCUGGCAGAAGAUCGCUGUUACCAAAACCGCCACCGCUGGUAAUACGUUUAGCACUAGCCGAAAAUCAUCCGUAUCUUCACUGUCGGUAGUAUCGGUCGAGUCCAUGCUAUCGUCGGAAACGUCCAUCACAACGAUCUCAUCCUGCAGCCAUCAAGUAGCCACCGUGACAGCUUAUAGUAAUAACCAAUUAAACAUUCAUACCACCAUCAGCAACACUAUUAGCGGUAAUGAUGAUAAUAGUAUUGGUAGUAUUAGUGAAAGCACCACGAUUGGAGCGCAUCAGCUGUAUCCACAGGGAUUAACAUCUGCAUCGGUAGUUCUGCAACAGACGAUCCCUUCAACAACGAACCUAUUUGGUACUGGGGUUGGUUGUAUCGAUGGCUGCGGAAGCAACUGUAAGCAUAACUGGUUACAUUGCGUGGCUGAAGAAAAUAUUUAAGUUUUCAUAUUCGUUUGGGCGAAUUUUUUUAUCUCACAUUAAUUGUUAAACGGUGUUUGUCAAGUGGAUACUGGUCGGCAAGGAUGAAAAUGACACGGUGAAGGGAGCUCAGACGUUGGAUAGGUAUUGAAGGUGGGAUUUUGCGUAAAUUACGAUAUUAUAGUGAACCUGAGUUUGUAUACAUUGAGAGAAGAAUUGUUUACGAGUGAACCACUGUUCACUCAGGGUUUAUGCUAAAUUCGGGGAAAUUAGGGUCGAGAACAAUCUUUGAUUUCAAUCAAAUCCAUUGAAAAAUGGGAUAAACUUAUCACGAUAAGUGGGAGAGAGUAUCAACUCCAGCGUGGAGCUCAAAUCGUAAGCCGAACGCUCAUUAUCAUAAGCUUUGCACUUUAUUAUUAUGUGGGGAAUGGAUAGGGCCACAUCACAUUUGAGACAGUUGAGGGAGCUUAUUUGGUGAUCAGGUAGCUGUGAAUGAGGAAUCACUCCGAACUAUUGUGGUGUUAUAGAAUUAUGGUAUUUUUGGUCUAACGAACAACAUCCAUGGAAAGGGCAUCAUCCGUCUCAGUGUGUGAUCCACAAAGGAUCGGACGACAUGGAACCCGGCAUGAUCCGGUUGAGGAUAACUUUAUAAAGAACUUUGAGAGCAACAUGAUACACAGCAACAUGAUGCUGCGCCAAUUACCACAUUCGGUAACAUCUCUUUUCUUGAGAACAUUCAAUAAUAUGUCGUGGACUCAGUCGUAUGGAAAAGUCGUGGCUCCUCAGAUAUCGCUGAAGAGUUGAUGCAAUCUGUGCUGAGUGGAUCCGCGGGGUGGGACAUCUCAAUGCAGUCAAUUUCUGGCGCUUCGUUGGGCUUCAGACUUCACUUCACUAACUUAAGUUUGUCUCUACAAAACCUUGGAUUCACUGCCAAUGGUCGGUACUUGCACAUUGUCGCUGUGGGUUUCUUCAGAUUUUAGUCAGUAGAAUAACGACAUCAAUAAUGGUAAGUUUACGAUAAGGUCGCUUUUGUUGUAAACUAUUAUAUCUAGAAGAGGUUGGGUGGUCAGAUCCCAAUACUGCUUGAAUCGUUCAUUUUCCAGGACCGAUGCCGACUGACACGGUGGCUCGCUUCGAUGUCCCCAAAUAGAUCACAGAUUUUUUUUCGUAAGGAGAAGAGAAGCUUAAAUAGCUCGGAAAAGAAUGUUACCGAUAGGGAUCAUACAUGCGAUAACACUCACCGGUUCUGACGAUACAGUCCUACAUUUCUGAGCAGCUUCAGUGUUGUUGUUCACGCUGUCGUGCAUUUCGUUCCAGAGGGUGGACCCUAUGAUGGAGCUUUGUGGAACUUCUUCCGUGAUCUUUCUGCUUUUAUUUAUUUAUUUACAAUGAUGCCACAUCCUUAGAAGAGAUUGGAUCUGAUUCACAACAUUGUUCCGCAUUGUACAAGAUUCAUAGCUGCAGUUCUUCUACUCCCGGCUGUACCGAUUCUUGCCAAGUCCUGCCCCUUCUUGUUCCUACCGGAUUUGAUGCGAACGCCAUCUUUGCAGGGCUGCUGACCGGCAAUCUUGCAACAUGCCCUGUCCAUCGCACUCGUCUAGCCUUAGCGAUUUGCAUGAACACGUCGAGAUUUACAGUUAUCUCAAAACAUUUUUUUUGGUCAAAAAUACACUUUCCAGACAAAAAUCAACCAAGGGCAAAAAAAAUUUUUUUUUUCGAGAUAACAGUAAAUUUCGACGAGUAAUGCAUUUUUUUUGACAUUUGGCACCAACAUUUUUUUUUGAAACCACCGAUUUUCGGUGAUCUGUUGUAUUUAAAAAAAAACUGAAAUUUUAACGUCUGUGACACUAAUAAAUGAAGUUCGAAUGAGCUAAUAUUUUGCAUAGGGUGCAUUAUCGUGCGAAUCAAAAUUCCUCAGCAUGUUCCGAAUAAAAAAUCGAGAUAACUAUUUGUAUUGGUACCCAAAACCAUACGUUUCGUCUCGUAUUCCAAAAAUAAUCUAAGUCCCAGAGUGUCGAUUUUUGACAAUUUUUUUUCUCUCGAGAUGACACUAGAUCUUGACGUUUGUAACGUUUGUAAUUUUAAGACAUUUAGCAUAAAUUUUUUUUUCGAAAACCCUGAUUUGCUUUACUUCCCCCUUGGAUGAUUUUUCCUAUUCAAAUAAAAAAAUGAAUUUUUGACCACUUUGCGCCACUCUCCCUCAAGUCCGAUUGAGCUGAUGUUUGGCAUAGAGUGUUUUUACCUAACCACCGUAUAUUGUUCGGUGCACUCGGCGUUCGGAAACACCAAGCGCUUGUGAGUCCUCUUCAAGCAUCGUCCAUGCUUCGUGCUCAUAGAGAACAACCGGUCGAAUUAGGGAUUUGUACAUGGUAUGGAGCCGGAGAGCUCAAGUCUUUGCGGAGCCCAUAGUUGCUCAACGAACCAAGGUAAACAAAUUCCUCUACCACCUCGAGCUCGUCGCCGUCGAUCACAACACUACUACCAAGAAGAACUCUGUUGCGAUCAGUCCCUUCUGCUAGCAUGUAUUUAGUUUUAGACGCAUAGAUCUCAAGCCCAAUCAACACUGCUGCUUCGUGUGUCGGUAUACAAGUCGGCUACCGUCGCAUGAGUUCUUCCGAUUAUGUCCACGUCUUCGGCGAAGCAGAUAAACAGACUAGACUUGUUGAAAAUCGUGCCCCGCAUGUUGAAGCCCGCUCUCCGCAUAACACCUUCUAGCGCCACGUUGAAGUGCAGACAGGAGAGUCCAUCGCCUUGUCGAAGUCCUCUGCGAGUCUCAAAUGAUUCCGAUAGCUGUGAUCCUGUGAUCCGCACACUGCACUGCACACCGUUCAUCGUUGUCUGAAUCAGUUUUGUCUGUUUUCGGUUCGUCCAUGAUCCUCUAUAGCUGUUGUCGGUCGACUGUACCAUUGUAUCACAUGAUAACUUCCUACAAAUCUACUUACUAUUGGCGAUAUAUGGCGUGAGAGGAUCUGAGACCCAAAAAAGGAUAGCUCAUAUUGGAUUGUCCGGAAAGUUCUUGUCGAUUUUUGGGAAAACAAGCAUUCGAUAUCCGAUUGUAUUCUGCGUUCUACAAUCUUUUUUAUUUUAUUCCACAAUCUCUUGCCAACUUUCACCAUCUUUCAGGCAGCUUGAAAAUUCAAUCCUCCCGCUUAGUAUUCCGGAAAAAAUGUCCCAGAGUGUCGAUUUUGGACAAAAAUUUUUUUUCGAGAUGACAUUAAAUCUCGACGUUUCAUGCAAUUUGAAGACAUUUGGCAUCAAAAAAUUUUGUUUGAAACCCCCGAUUUCAUUUACUUCCCCCUUGGUUGAUUUUUCGAUUUUCUCCCUUAAAUCCAAUUGAGCUGAUAUUUUGCAUAGGGUGUUUUUUCGAGGUGAUGAACAUUUUGUAUGAGGAUUUUAGGGUCGAUUUUUUCCCAUACAUUCAGCGGCACCCUAUUGUACGUACACCUCAUACAAGGUAAUUUUGUUCCUCAAACUUAAUCUCGUUAUUAUUUAUUAAAUUGUCAGAUACUCUGGUUUCAGAAAAACUUUGAAAGGAAUCCCAGUGUAUUUUUUACAGAUAAUAUUUAUUCCGAUGAAGAAGACAUUAGAAGAAAUCAAGGUCAUUUCAGAAAAAAUAGGCAAAAUUGAGUGUCUAGAUAUCAUGAACGUCACAAAAAGUCUGGCAAUCCCGAAAAAUCAGGAAGGUUGGCAUCUCUGGUCGUUAUUUAAAUUGGUCAUGUGAUAAUGAAAAUUGUGAUUUUAGGGAAUUUUCCAUCAUAAGUACCAAGUUUCGAAAAAAAAAUCAGAGAGGGACGGGUCAGCAGCCGACUGGUUUGGGUUGGAAUUACUCCAUAUCGUACCACCUUUCAUGAACAAAUUGGACGAUGAGAAUUUGUAUCUUCGCCCCUAAUGACGCUCUCAAAUGAGGCUAUGAUCCUAAGUAAAGAUUUAUUUUGUCGGAAAAAACUAUUGUGGGGUCAAUUCCUAGAACCAGGUUCACUAUGAAUAUCGUGUAAAUUCCCUGAAAAAAUGUAUGAUCUGUGAAACCUGUCGACAGGAAACUUUUGUCCUUGAGUGGAAGACACACAGGUUGCAAUCGGAAAUCACCAGUUUAACCUCUAAUCUCCCGACGAUGAAAAACGAGAUGAAUUAACACAAUCGUCGUCAAAAGAGAUUGCGGCACCACCCUGUCAUCUAACGAAAUUAAGCAAAAACAAAAAAAAAUAUACGCUUCAAUACAGGUAUGAUUUCUUCCUUGGAAAGAGAUAACUAGCAAAAUGUGGGAAAACGUAAGAAAAUCAUUAGCAAUGGUAAAAUAUGUGUAAUAUGUAAAUAGGUGCGAUUUUUUUUUUUUGUGAUUGAUAAGCAAAGAUUUAUUUAUACCCCGGCAGCGAAAACUAUAUGUUUUGUAACACAGUAGAGCUGUAUGCGUACUGGCGUGCGAUAUCCUCAUGCACAUAGACACUUUCAGAAUUUGAAUUGUCAUUUUGGGUUGACAUAAUGCGAAACGUGAGAAACGGUUGCUUUCUUCAGGAAUCAGGAGGCAUAAUUUUCUUGAUAAAUUGACAGGUUUUAUGUUAGUAAUAAGUCUUGAUCGUGUGAAUAAUCGAUGUUAUUGUUUUUGAUUGAAUCAUUUGUAACAUGCUACUAUGUUUCAUGUAAACAUCACCCAGAAAACUUGUUUAUAAAUCAUUUCUUCGCAUAGGCAUUCACGUCGUAGUCAUAGGUGUCAUUUAGGAAAAGAUAAUAAAUGGAAUAGGAUUGACCACUAAGAAACAGUGUUCAUACUAUUCCGAAGGUUGUUCGUAGUUUUGUUGGAGACUCACGUUUAACGAAAACUGACAUAUCGCAACACACUUACACACAAAAAAGGAAAUAAUGAAUAAGUAUUUGAUUUCGGCCAAACGAAAAAAAGUCCUUUUGCGUUCGAAUCUUCAGCCGGGCACAUUCUGUCUGCAUAGAAUGGACCAAUUUUCUCUUCUCAUUCAGGAAUUUUACAAAGUUUAACCGCAAACAAGGUGAACGCAUUUUCUAACUUCUUAUGCUAUUUACACCACGAGAAAACUAUUGCCGCCCGAUGGAGCCAACUAUUUUGCCACGAAAAGUCAGAAUAUGAUGAAAAGAAACACAAAAUCCGAACGAAGCUUAUUGCGAAGAAUACAAUCGAUAAAGUGCUUGAAAUACGAAUGUUUUACAUUGUAGCUUUUCCUGAGUUUGGUGGUAACAGGUUUAUCACCUCAUUGGAACGAAACGAAUAUCGGAAACGUAUUUACUCGUCAUACAAAAACAUAACAAGAAAACUGUGAAGUAUAUCACUAUUCGUAUUAUCGAUUCCCUUCCCCCCAUCGCAAAACGGUCCUCCUAGGAACAAACCAAGUACUAUAGCGAACAAAUCUCACGCAAACACUCUUAUAGCCACGGUAAGAAUUCUCGGUGUUGCAAAUAAACAUUACAUUCAAACAAAACAAAACAAAUAUGUAGUAGCCAUUUAGUGAGAUCGUAAGAAAAUUGCAGCGCACUCAAAAGCUAUAUAAAAUUAAAACACAACUCUAACAGUAUCCAGCGAGUAAAUGUAAAUAUAGACAAAAAACAAACUCCAAAAAACAUAUUUCUUGCCUUCAAAACAACACAAAAAGAAAAUGAAAACAAACACAAGUGUGUAUUCAGCAAAUGUAUAUGACAAGAAAGAAGAAUAGCUGUAACAACAAAGAUAUAUUUAUAACGAAAAAAAUAUAUUAUUUUUUAUCUAGGAGCUUUUUGUGAAGGUUAUAGGAAGCAAAGCAAAGUGAUUGAUUGAUUGAUGUGAAGGAAACCAACGUCAAGAAAAUGCUAUUUAUAUUUGUUCCGAAUGAUUGGUCGAUGAAAGCUAGUGAUAGUGAUAUUUCGAAUCAAUUGCUUCAUUAAACAAAAGUGAUUUCGGUUCUUGAUAUUUGGCAAAUGUGAAAAAAACAAAAAAAGUAUCACCAAGACGUAAUUCGUGAGAGGAGUAGGCAAAACAAAAAACUGCAAUGUUAAAUAUAAUGCAUCCUUUGAGAUAUAAAAAAAAGAUAGCUGAAAGUAACAAGCAACAAUCGCGAAAACAAUGACAUAAAUGAGAGGAAAAAAACAUCGUAAUGUAAACCUACCAACAAUAAACUAACUAUGGCUUGCUUUCGGCACAUGUGCACAAUAAUAAUCAGAAUUAAAAAAUACAAGCAGAACAAAUUCGUAAUGAAACCCGCUACAGCAAACGGCUUGAGAAGAAAAUGAAAAAAAAAAUAUCAGCUUAAGUUUGAGGAAAGUGUAAAAACGGUCUGCUCUAAUUGGGUGGAAACAAAAAAAGCCAGUGAAACAUUUGGAACAGUUCUGGAUAAUGCCUCAGGUGAAGGAUUGCGAGUAACCAUUUUUUACCAUGAGCGUUCCACGUGAGUAAUAGACAUGAGCGUUCGUUCGAUAUCUCUCCUUGAAAAUUCGAACUAUUCCAGAUGUAGACACUGUGUGGUGCGAUACGUUGUACUACUAGACAGAAGGAGAACAUCAGAGAGCAUCACAAAAAAAACAACACAACUUUCACGAAAAUAAAAAAAUGACUGCAUCGCUUUUGAUUACUAUGUAACAUUGUAUAAAAAUAAAUAAAAAAUCUUGGAAAACUA